Molecule: messenger RNA, 1656 nt
Organism: Dipodomys ordii (Ord's kangaroo rat)
Lineage: Eukaryota; Metazoa; Chordata; Mammalia; Rodentia; Heteromyidae
Gene: Igf2bp1
Product: insulin-like growth factor 2 mRNA binding protein 1
Exons: 16
Coding region: 1-1656 (551 amino acids)
Biological process (GO): regulation of gene expression; nervous system development
Cellular component (GO): nucleus; cytoplasm; cytosol
Molecular function (GO): mRNA 3'-UTR binding
Source: RefSeq, a predicted model, not a curated record
AUGAACAAGCUUUACAUCGGCAACUUGAACGAGAGCGUGACCCCCGCCGACUUGGAGAAAGUAUUUGCGGAACACAAGAUCUCCUACAGCGGCCAGUUCUUGGUGAAAUCCGGCUACGCCUUCGUGGACUGCCCGGACGAGCACUGGGCGAUGAAGGCCAUCGAAACUUUCUCGGGGAAAGUGGAACUGCAAGGAAAACGCCUAGAGAUUGAGCACUCUGUCCCCAAAAAACAAAGAAUUUAUGAGCUUAAAAUUUUAAGUUCACCUCCCCACUUGGUUUUUGAAUAUCUCUCUUCCGUUCGCGUGCCACAUGCACUUAAAAGAUCAUGUGCACGGGUGAACACUGAGAGUGAGACAGCCGUUGUGAACGUCACCUAUUCCAACCGGGAGCAGACCAGGCAAGCCAUCAUGAAACUGAACGGCCACCAGUUGGAAAACCAUGCCCUGAAGGUCUCCUACAUUCCUGAUGAGCAGAACGCACAGGGCCCGGAGAAUGGGCGCCGGGGAGGCUUUGGCUCUCGGGGUCAGCCCCGCCAGGGCUCACCUGUAGCAGCAGGAGCUCCAGCCAAGCAGCAGCAAGUGGACAUCCCCCUUCGGCUCCUGGUGCCCACCCAGUAUGUGGGCGCCAUCAUUGGCAAGGAGGGUGCCACCAUCCGUAACAUCACUAAACAGACCCAGUCCAAGAUAGACGUGCACAGGAAAGAGAACGCAGGUGCAGCUGAAAAGGCCAUCAGCGUCCACUCAACCCCUGAGGGGUGCUCCUCUGCCUGUAAGAUGAUCUUGGAGAUUAUGCACAAGGAGGCAAAAGACACCAAAACGGCUGACGAGGUCCCCCUGAAGAUCCUGGCCCACAAUAACUUCGUGGGGCGGCUCAUUGGCAAGGAAGGGCGUAACCUGAAGAAGGUCGAACAAGAUACAGAGACGAAAAUCACCAUCUCCUCGCUGCAGGACCUCACCCUCUACAACCCCGAGAGGACCAUCACUGUGAAGGGAGCCAUCGAGAACUGCUGCAGGGCUGAGCAGGAGAUCAUGAAGAAAGUUCGGGAGGCCUACGAGAACGAUGUGGCCGCCAUGAGUCUGCAGUCUCACCUGAUCCCCGGCCUCAACCUGGCUGCUGUGGGUCUUUUCCCAGCCUCAUCCAGCGCAGUCCCACCUCCUCCCAGCAGCGUUACUGGGGCUGCUCCCUACAGCUCCUUUAUGGCUCCGGAGCAGGAGAUGGUGCAGGUGUUCAUUCCUGCCCAGGCAGUGGGUGCCAUCAUCGGCAAGAAGGGCCAGCAUAUCAAGCAGCUCUCUCGGUUCGCCAGCGCUUCCAUCAAGGCUCAGGGAAGAAUCUAUGGCAAACUCAAAGAGGAAAACUUCUUUGGUCCCAAGGAGGAAGUAAAACUGGAGACCCACAUCCGGGUCCCAGCCUCAGCUGCUGGCCGAGUCAUUGGCAAAGGCGGCAAAACGGUGAAUGAAUUGCAGAAUUUAACAGCUGCUGAGGUGGUAGUGCCAAGAGACCAGACCCCGGAUGAGAAUGACCAAGUCAUCGUAAAGAUCAGUGGGCACUUCUACGCCAGCCAGAUGGCCCAGCGGAAGAUUCGAGAUAUACUGGCCCAGGUUAAGCAGCAGCACCAGAAGGGACAGAGCAACCAGGCCCAGGCACGGAGGAAGUGA